AUGGACCCUGCCAAAAACAGAACUGCUCCUGGACCAGUAGUAGGUUGGCCACCAAUUCGUUCCUUCAGGAAGAAUCUUGCAACAACAAGUAGCAAUUCUAAACCAUUAUCACAAACUGAAUCUCAGACACAACAUCAAAACAAGGUUGUUGCUGGUAAAAAACCUAUUGAUAACAACUAUGGUGGUAAAGGUUUGUUUGUUAAAAUCAACAUGGAUGGUGUUCCUAUUGGUAGAAAAGUUGAUCUCAAAGCUUAUCAUAUCUAUGAAAAUCUCUCCAUAGUUGUGGAUGAAAUCUUUAGAGGACUCCUUAAAGCUCAAGGAGAUUCUUAUGGAAGUAAGAAAAAUGAAGAUGAAGAAAAAGUGGUUAGUGGAAUAUUGGAUGGAAGUGAAGAAUAUACUCUUGUAUAG
Molecule: messenger RNA, 408 nt
Organism: Lathyrus sativus (Indian pea)
Lineage: Eukaryota; Viridiplantae; Streptophyta; Magnoliopsida; Fabales; Fabaceae
Source: the annotation of a GenBank genome assembly